AUGUAUGAGGAUUCUACCCAUGUCAGACAGCACGCGUUGCAGAGCGUGCACAACGCUACAGAUGCAGGUCGACCUAGCUUUGAGAGAUUGCUAGACAAGAUCGAGAUCCCAGAUCGAGGCCGUCACAAACCGAUCCUGAUCCUAGAUGGUGGUCUCGGCACCACGCUCGAGGAUGAAUAUCAAGUUACGUUCUCUUCGAGGGACACCCCCACCUGGUCAUCACACCUCUUAGCGUCCUCUCUUGAGACAUUGUUGGAAGUGCAUAGAUCUUUUGUGCAAGCUGGCGCAGACAUCAUACUGACGGCCACGUACCAAGCUAGCUUUAAUGGUUUUACUAGCACUCGCCGGUAUGACCUCAAUGUUACUUCCGCCGAGCGAGGUGGGUUCUACUCUCAAGAAGAAGCGGGACAUCUCAUGCGUUCGGCUAUACCUCUUGCAAGAUCUGCUUUCGGCUCGAAAAAGGGGCUUCUAGCACUCAGUCUUGGUGCAUAUGGAGCAACUAUGAUCCCCAGCACGGAAUACACAGGUAAAUACCCACCCGAAAUGGGUGACUGUGUAAAUCUAGAGCGGUGGCAUGCACAACGAAUCAAUGUAUUUGAAGCGGAUCAGAAGACCUGGAACGAGGUCGAUCUGGUGGCGUUUGAGACGCUACCCCGGGUAGAUGAGAUCCAGGCUGUGAGGAACGCAAUGCAAGUACUUUCCAUGCAGAAGCCUUUUUGGAUCUCUUCUGUAUUUCCAAACGACGAUGAAAAGCUACCAGAUGGAUCGGAGGUCAUGGAUGUCCUGGAAGCUAUGGUUGCUCAGACGCCUUCCGAAUCAAAGCUUAUCGGUCAUCCUCCCACACCAGUGGGAAUUGGCAUCAAUUGUACAAAGGUUUCGAAGUUACGCAGUCUCAUUCAAAAGUUUGAGGAGGCCGCAGCUUCCAUGCAGGUACAUUUACCGCAUUUGGUGCUUUAUCCAGACGGUGCGAAUAACAUGACUUAUGAUACAACGUCUCAACUGUGGGGUCCUGCAAAAGAUGCCGCCGGAGUUGGAAAAUGGGAGGAUGAAAUGUUCGACAUUGUGCAUGAGGUGCAAGAGAGGGACAAGUGGGCUGGCAUCGUUGUUGGUGGCUGCUGCAAAACCAGGCCGCAGCAUAUUGCCCGACUUAGCGAAAAAAUCAAGCACAAAAGGUGA
Messenger RNA from Endocarpon pusillum Z07020, 1176 nucleotides. RefSeq lists its product as uncharacterized. The coding region runs from base 1 to 1176 and encodes 391 amino acids. Gene Ontology annotation, biological process: S-methylmethionine cycle. Lineage: Eukaryota; Fungi; Ascomycota; Eurotiomycetes; Verrucariales; Verrucariaceae. The transcript has a single exon. The record is from RefSeq and is a predicted model, not a curated record. Gene Ontology annotation, molecular function: S-adenosylmethionine-homocysteine S-methyltransferase activity.